AUGACGGAUCUGAAGCAAAGCCAUUCCGUGAGGCUGAAUGGUGGACACUUCGUGUGGGUGCUGGGAUUUGGCACUUAUGCUCCUGAUCAUUCUCCCAGUGCACAGGCAGAAGAAGCCGUCCAGGUAGCAAUUGAUGUAGGCUACCGCCAUAUUGACUCAGCUUAUAAGUACCUGCAUGAAGAAGCCAUCGGGCAGGCCAUCCAAAAGAAGACUGCCAACGGCACUGUGAAGAGAAAAGAUAUAUUCUAUACCACAAAGGUGUGGGGCACCUUUUCCCGCCCAGAAUUGGUCCAAAGAGGUCUUGAAAUGUCACUGAAGAAACUUCAGCCUUGCUACGUGGAUCUUUACCUUUUUCAUUUCCCAGUACCUUUGCAGCCUGGGGAGAAGCUUUUGCCGAUGGAUGCACAGGAAAAGAUCAUGUUUGAUACAGUGGAUCUCUGCAGCACAUGAGAGGCCCUGGAGAAGUGUAAGGAUGCAGGAUUGGCCAAGUCCAUCGGGGCGUCCAACUUCAACCACAGGCAGCUAGAAAUGAACGUCAACAAGCCAGGGCUCAAGCACAAGCCCGUCUGCAACCAGGUGGAAUGUCACCCUUACCUCAACCAAAGCAAACUCCUGGAGUACUGUAAGUCCAAGGACAUUGUCAUGACUGCAUAUUCUGCCUUGGGCUCUGACUCAGACAAAGACUGGGUGAAAAAAGGCAACCCAGUUCUCCAGGAGGAUCCAAUACUCAAUGCCAUUGCUGAAAAGCACAGGCGAACUCCUGCCCAGGUUGCCUUGCGCUACCAGCUGCAGUGGGGGGUGGUGAUCCUGGUGAAGAGCUUCAAUGAGAAGAGAAUCAAAGAAAACUUCCAGGUUUUUGACUUCCAGCUGACAUCAGAGGACAUGAAAACCAUAGACGGCUUGAACAAGAAUAUACGCUAUUUGUAAAUGUCUAUCUUUUCUCAUCACCCAGAUUAUCCAUUUCUUGAUGAAUAUUAAGAAAAGAGUCUGUGGUUGUUCCAGAGUUUAUCGAUUUGGGUUGAGAUGAAUAGAGAAUAUCUCAUGGAUGGGAAGUUUUCUAGUUUAUUCCAGAUUGAUUAGCCUGCUCGGUCACAAGUUGGCCUAAGACCCCGGAUCAGAAAAUAAAAGUAUCUAAACCUAGUUUUCUCUUGA
This is a messenger RNA of Symphalangus syndactylus (siamang), 1152 nucleotides long. RefSeq names its product aldo-keto reductase family 1 member C15-like. Gene Ontology annotation, molecular function: oxidoreductase activity. The record is from RefSeq and is a predicted model, not a curated record. NCBI's taxonomy places the organism in Eukaryota, Metazoa, Chordata, Mammalia, Primates, Hylobatidae.